CUACAGUGUAGGUUGACAAUUCAUAGUCGAAACAGAACAUUCAAGUUGUUAUUGUCUUCGUAUAGUUUUUUUAUCUGAAAAAACAUAUGAGCUAGCCUAAUGGCAUACAAAUUACAACAAAUAGUUUGGGCAAAAUUGGUGGGUUACCCUCGCUGGCCGGCAGUUAUAAUUAAUGAAUGGGAAGAAGAUUUGGGAAAGUCUCCUGAAAAAUCAGAAAGAGAAUUUUACCCUGUUCGCUUUUUCGGAGAACAUACAACUGCAUGGCUGGAACUGAAAAAAAUAAGUGAUUAUGAAAAAAAUAAAAAGAAAUACUUGAAGGCUCCUAAAACGCUGUCAUUCUUAAAAGCUAUCAACGAAGCUGACGAUCAUUUGCAAAAGCAAAAACAAGACAGUGGAUACCACAUUAAUUUCAACAUAUCAAAAUCGAAAAAACGAAAACGGCCUUCCGUGAAAAACACUCCAGUUAAAAUAGCAAAGACUAGAGCGUCUAUUGCCGAUGAAGACACAGAAGAUACAGGUUAUGAUUUGAAGGAGACAUAUAAUAUUGGUGUCAUUGGCAUGGGACUAGUUGGAGAAGAAAUUACUAAACAUUUUAUAAAAUCGGGUCGCACUGUUAACAUAAGCAAUCGAAGAAUUAAAAAAUGCCGGAAACUGAAAAGAACAUUGGAUCAGACAAAAAAUAUAAAAAUUAUGAUAACCCCAAGAGCUGUUUUACUAAAAUCUGAUAUCAUAUUUGUUUGCCUGUCAGAUGACGAAGUUACCAAACAUGUUAUAGAAUGGGAGUUUGAAGCGGCAAGUGAAACUGAAAAUAUGCUAGAGGGUAAAUGUAUUCUUGUAAUGACUAGAAUUAAACCAGAAAGCUCUGUAAUAUUCAGCGACAGAAUUAAAUCUAAAGGUGGAAAAUAUUUAGAAUUGGCAUUUCAAGGUCACAGAAAGGAGAUUAAAGAAGGAACUAUCACGUUAUAUACUGCUGGAGACCAAAGUUUAUUUAAUAUAUGUCAACCUUUCUUUGAAAUGAUAAGCAAAGCUUCAUACUAUUUUGGAGCAGCUGGGAAUGGAAUUAAGAUAAACCUUAUUGUUCAAAUGAUAAAAGGAGUUAGUUUGGGUGCUUUUUCAGAAGGAAUGUCAUUGGUAGAAAGACUGGGAAUUCCACCCAAAAUAUUUUUAGAAAUUUUUAAUGAAACUGAUAUGAGUUGUACUUAUUUAAGAAACAAAGGGAACUUGAUAAUUGAAAGUACUUACGGCAACACGGAGCAACCUCUACAUCAAAUGCAAACAGAUUUAAAAAAUAUAUUGGAGAUUUCUGAACAGGUCCAACAACGAGUUCUUUUAGCAAAUAUGGCCCACGAAAUCUAUAAAGACUGUAUACGUGUACAGUAUGGACAGGAUGAUGUAUCUGCGAUAAUUGUAAAGCAUAAAUUCUAUUAA
Diorhabda carinulata is the source of this 1428-nucleotide messenger RNA. RefSeq names its product cytokine-like nuclear factor N-PAC. The transcript is spliced from 5 exons. The coding region runs from base 100 to 1428 and encodes 442 amino acids. Gene Ontology annotation, molecular function: NAD binding; NADP binding; oxidoreductase activity, acting on the CH-OH group of donors, NAD or NADP as acceptor. NCBI's taxonomy places the organism in Eukaryota, Metazoa, Arthropoda, Insecta, Coleoptera, Chrysomelidae. The record is from RefSeq and is a predicted model, not a curated record.